AUGCCGGAAUCACAAAGAAAACCAAUGAGUGAAUUCCUCAAAGGACGACCAAGCGGAUAUACCAUGGUCCAUGAGGUUAAAACUCACAGUGGAAGUUUAUAUGGGAUUUCAGUCAACCAAAAACUGCCUAUUGUCUGCUGUGUCGGCGAAAAGGCUAAGUGGACAUUAAUUGCCGCCGAUCAGGGGAUUGUGCUUGAUAGCGGACCAAAGCAGAAAACUUGGCUCUCCAGUGUAGCCUUCCAUCCAAACGGAGAAGGCUUCCUCACUGCUACUGCCGAUGGUAUUCUUCAGUUUUGGUCCUUGUGCACAAACGAUGAAGUGAACCCCGAGACGCGAAUGCAGUCCCUCAGUCAAGAGCACUGCGGAGCCGUGUGGAGCAUUGAUUGGCACUGGGCUGGCAACUGCUUCGUAACUGCCGGUCUCGACCACUUGGUUCGUCUCUGUGAUCCAGAGCGUAUGCCAGCGUCCACGUCGUCAGUGGAAGUGCACAAAUCGGCCUGUCAAAUGGUCCUCCGGGGCCACACGGCCUCAGUGAAUUCGGCUCAUUUUGUGCCUGAUGGUCGCAUACUGGUGACGGCAUCCGCUGAUAAAUCAGUUGGUCUGUGGGACACGAGAACGGUAACUACCUAA
Dibothriocephalus latus is the source of this 630-nucleotide messenger RNA. The record is from the annotation of a GenBank genome assembly. NCBI's taxonomy places the organism in Eukaryota, Metazoa, Platyhelminthes, Cestoda, Diphyllobothriidea, Diphyllobothriidae.